Penaeus chinensis is the source of this 1020-nucleotide messenger RNA. RefSeq lists its product as uncharacterized. The coding region runs from base 1 to 450 and encodes 149 amino acids. NCBI's taxonomy places the organism in Eukaryota, Metazoa, Arthropoda, Malacostraca, Decapoda, Penaeidae. The record is from RefSeq and is a predicted model, not a curated record. The transcript is spliced from 3 exons.
AUGUCGUUUGUUCCUUUCAUCGUCGUCGUCAAUUAUGAACAAACCUCGUUCUGUGGUUGUUAUUCGACGCGACUUUCUGCAGAAUCAGCUCAGACUAGACAAAGAGAAGAUGCUGAAACUCGUCCUCCUCCUGUGCGUACUGAGCCUGGCAGUGGCGAUGCCCCAAUUCAACUGGGAUUUCAACACGGGCCUCAACCUACCGGGAGGAUUCGGUGCCAACGUCAACGGAGGGGGCAUCGUACAACAACCAUCCUUGGGGACCGUAUGGAAACGUUGGCGCCGGAGCAAACGUUAACACGCCCUUCGGAAACGCUGGUGGCUCUACCGGAUUCUACAUCCCGGGAAGGCGCUAAGUACAUACCAAAGAAUAACUAUAACUACUGCUACACGAACAACUACUGUUUACAAAGGGGUGAUCAUCAACAAUCGCCGACUACCAUCAGAGUGUGAUAACCACUUGUUAAGAGCUACCGACACUACCAACUACUCACAAGUACCAACCACUUGAAAGCACUAGCGUAGAUGACCACUUAGAAGCACUAAAGUACCAAGAAGUACUAUGAGCGGGUAUUAAUCUCUUAUUAACGUUGACUACGUGCAACACCGAUUACCUAAUAACACUAAAUACUUCAGAGGACUAAUUACUUAUGAAAAUCAAAUAGUUUAAAUAUUGAGGUGGUUGCUAUUUACAAGCGUCAGAAAAAAUAAUGUAUGAAGAAUCUAUAAAUAUUUAGGAUCACGUUGAACGACAUACAGAUUAAUGUUUUUAUUUGCAUUUUAAUUUUGUUUUUAUUUGCUAUUUUUAUUUAUGAGUUAUGUGAAUUUUACAGUAUGUUCAUAAAAAAAAAAAAAAAAAAAAGAAUACCAAGGAAAUAAGAGAUAAACAACGUCUAAUUUCCAAUCAACUAUGUAUCACGUUAUUUAGGCUAUUUUUUUCUAAAAAAUAAAAGCAUAUAAAUAAAUAAAACAAUGUUUUAAUGAAUAUCAAUUAAUUACUUAUGCUGCCAAUAAUUGAACAAA